UCGUGACUUGUCGACACCUGAGCUGUACCUGUGUUUAACCUCAGAGCGUCACACGUCGGUCUGUGUGACCUGAUGUGACCUCUGUGGGCCGAGGGAGGGCGUGACGUGUGAUUGAGGAGGAGACUAGGAGCAGAUUAUCACACUGAGCUACAAGCUAUUCACCAGCAACAAGCCACAGAGACAGACAUGGGCAGCAAACUCACUAAGACUCAGUCAAAGGAGUCAGACCUCAGGAUUGUGCUUGUUGGGAAAACUGGAGCUGGGAAAAGUUCAACAGGAAACACCAUCUUAAAGAAGAAGGUUUUUCAAUUCGAGAUGUCUUCUUCUUCAGUGACAGUAAAGUGUCUGAAGAAAACAGCAGAGUUUGAUGGUCAAACAGUGGCGGUUGUUGAUACUCCAGGUCUGUUUGACACUGAUAAAACCCAAGAGGAGGUGAAAAAGGAAAUCACGAAAUCCAUCUCAUUGGCUGCUCCAGGUCCUCAUGUGUUCCUGGUCGUGCUCCAGCCGGGUAAAUUCACAAAAGAAGAACGAGAAACAGUGAAAAUCAUUCAGAUGGUGUUUGGAAAAGAGGCAGCAUCUUACACCAUGGUCUUGUUCACCCGUGGAGACCAGCUGGAGAAGGACAGAGUCUCCAUAGAAGAUUUCAUUGGUCAAAAUAAGACUCUCAGUGAGUUCCUCGGUCAGUGCCUUGGAGGAUACCACGUUUUCAACAACAGAAAGAAGAAUCCGUCUCAAGUCCGUGAGCUGCUGAAGAAGAUCAACACCAUGGUUCAGAGAAAUGGAGGAAGCUACUACACCAACAAAAUGUUCCAAGAGGCUGAAAGAGCCAUAAGAGAAGAAAUGGAACGUCUUCAGAAAGAAAAUCCAGAUAUGGAGCCUGAUGAGGCGAGAAGAAGGGCAGAGGAAGAUAACCCCUUUACACGGGCCGUUCUACAGGGGGUUUCAUUUGGAGCAAGUUUCGGAGCCGCUGCUGGAUCCGUGGGAGGUCGAAUGGGAAGUGCCCUGGGAGCUGCAGUGGGGGCUGCAGUGGGGGCUGCGGUGGGGGCUAUAACUGGAGCAGUAAAAACUAAUGCAUGUGCUACACAGUGAUAUUUUUUAUUAUAAUAUAUAAUUAGCGAUCAUCAGCAGUUCAUUACAACAAUAUUAACAUGAUAUAAAGGGAAAAUAAUCAUGGUAACUGUGUGUAACUUUGAUUUGAUCACAUCUCGUUUAUUUUUCUGCUUCUGUUCUUGAACGCAUCAUCUUCACCAGCAGGUAGUUUUCUGCUAAUGUUAGAGAUCAUCAGCAUUUUAGUUUCAAUAAUCAUUAUUCAUUAUUCAACAUGUGAUUAAAGAGACACUGGUGAUCUCUUCAGUCCAAAACAAUCCACCUCAUAUUCUGUAAUAUGUGAUUUAAAGUCACAGAAGAAUCUGGACGCAUUGCACUUAAUUAAUUAAUUAAUAAACCUAUAAAGAGAAAGUCCUUUAAGCUUAUUGGUGCUAUUAACUCUUGUUCUAUAUUUUUCAGUGAAGAAACUUUGUCCUCCUCCAAUAACUAAAACUCUAUAAUACAACUGCCCAGUGAUACAGUUUGAAAUUUGGACAUCACUUCCCAUUGGAUUUUAUAUUGUGUUGUUUACCGUUCCAAACAUAGCUUCAUAGUAAUGAGUCCAGUUUUUGUCAAGACGUUCACUUUGAUGUGACGACAUAUGACCUGUGGCUGAUGAUGGCAAGUGUUUCCAUCUAUUAUUAUCUUCUAUUUUGUCAAAGUUAAAGAGCAGUUUGUUUCAGCCACAGACGACAGGGAAGUACCAACUUCAAUACCCAAGUAGAGGACUUCAUUUGUCACUUUAUCUGAAGAAGGAGCGACACCUUAUUUUUGUCUACAUUAAUCAGCAUCAGUACUGAUUUUAGCAGAUUAACUUUGUAUCCUGAAAGAUUUUCAGAUUACUCUAGUGUUUUUAAAACAUAGGGGAGAGUUUGUUGAACAUCUACCACAUAAACUAAUGUGUCGUCAGCAUAAAGUGAUAUCAAAUGUGAUGUUGCGCCUAAUGUAAGAUCUGAGAGUUUCUCAUUAAUUGUACCAAUGGGUCGAUAGAUAUGGUAAAGGCUAAUCAUUUUCCCAACUACUGUGUCAACACUAUUGAUUUCAGAAAAUAUCUUGAGGUCGGCAUUUAUCAAUGAGAUUAAAUGGUAACUGGGACAUUCCAAGACAUCCUUAUGGCCUUAGGUAUAACUGUGAUCAGGGCUGUGUUUAGAUCUUUAUGGAAAGCACCACUUUCAACGGAAUAAUGUAACGUUUCUAACCUCACUCGUCCAAGAAUAUAUAAGUAAAUUCCAGAGGUAUCCCACCUACGUCUGAUGUAUGGCCCUCAUUUGAAGCUUUGGCUGCUCAUCCAGUGUAUUAGGAGAGUUUAGCAUUUGAAUACAGUUUUACUUUUUGAAUAUCUUGUUUAUUUCCUUCAUUGAUGAUGGUACUCCAUGUGCCUUGUUUCUUAAUAAAUCCUUAUUUUGAGUUCAUUUUCUUUUGUUAUGGUGUAUCCCCUUGUGAGAUCAUGCAGAAUACCUGUUUUUAGUGGCACCAAAAAAAAAAUCUUCCUAUAAAAAUGUUUUGAAAUAUCAAUAACAAUCAAAUAUCAAUAAUAUCUUCAUGUUGCUUAUCGAUACAUUCAAUCUUAUUCAAUCUGUUCAUGAUCCCAUCUAUCAGAGACAAUAGUGUUGAUCUCUUUCCUGUGUUGUGCCCUGAUGCAAGAAAUCAAGGCAGAACCUGGAAGUCUGAUCCCAUCACUCCUAUCCUGAACUGCCUGCACGUGCACACUACAGCUGAUUUUACAGUAUUCACCCUGACCUAUGAGAACAUGGACUUGGACCUAGUUUCCUUUCAGAUUUCACUCUACAAUACACACUAAAAUCCUUUUCCACCAGAAUUAGCAUGUAUCAGCAGGUUUUUAAACACAGGUAAACCCUUUAAUAAAAGUUGAUUGACCUUUU
Molecule: messenger RNA, 2969 nt
Organism: Seriola aureovittata
Lineage: Eukaryota; Metazoa; Chordata; Actinopteri; Carangiformes; Carangidae
Product: GTPase IMAP family member 7-like
Exons: 2
Coding region: 187-1089 (300 amino acids)
Molecular function (GO): GTP binding
Source: RefSeq, a predicted model, not a curated record